AUGCUUCGUCACGAUAUAUGCUCUGGCCUUGCUGUUCGAAUAUACGAUAAGUCAUAUAUUACUAUUCGACAACUUUGGAUAAUCGAAAACAGUAGCAAAACUCCUCAUAGGUUUGGCACCGUAGCAGCCAAUCGAUCAUUCCUCUCAACGAGUGUUUCCGUAUGCCAAUCUGGCGAGCUUUAUCAGAUUAGCGUUGAUGUAUUGCUCUCUUUAGUUCGCCUUGCAUUGGUGAAUGACGAGGCUGGAAUGGCGUGGCGGCGUGAAGCCCUCUCAUCCAAUACCCUGAGAUGUAAGAAAACAUCGAUGAGGAAGUGGAUGAAAAGCAGUGUUAAACACAGCUGUGUUCCAGAAGCGCAGCUGGUGAAACCAAAAAGCUUAGCCUUCUUGGCUAGUGGGGCACCAGCCUCCCAACACCAUAUCUCCCUCUGUCUCCUCCAAACAGACCUUAUAUCUAUAGAGCUCCUAGGGUUCUCCCUCGGAGCUGUAUCAGCCCCCACACCGUCUUCCGCGUGGUACCUGAUCAUCGAGCAUUCGCCCGUCUGCUUCCACGCAACCAUCGAAGAAUUCUAUCCGUUACACGGCCAAGAGGGCCAGAAUGGAAUUCCGCAAGGGCUAGCCCCAACUCUGUCGUUCGCUGACAGCCCGUCAGCUAAACGGAGAAGGUGCUCUCAGCUGAGAGAGUUCGCCUUUCUGCCUUGCUUACUACUGUCUAUCAUUUCUGUGUGCUCGCUUGCUAUUCUGUCUGCAGUUGCUACCUUUGUAGGAAAUCUUGGACCCCAUGGGUCCAUUCUUGGAGGCAUGUGA
Messenger RNA from Lindgomyces ingoldianus, 804 nucleotides. RefSeq lists its product as uncharacterized. The transcript is spliced from 9 exons. The record is from RefSeq and is a predicted model, not a curated record. The coding region runs from base 1 to 804 and encodes 267 amino acids. Lineage: Eukaryota; Fungi; Ascomycota; Dothideomycetes; Pleosporales; Lindgomycetaceae.